UGCAGAUGAGCUUAAAAGGGCGUGGAGUUUUCCAGGGCGUAUAUAAAGGACCUCCACCGGUGCCAAUGCAUACCAUUCGGUCCUCUGUAGCCUUUGGUGCUGAAAGGAUUUCGGAGACCGCAGCAGAGGAGUCGCCAUGAACUGCUUAGUUUUGCUGUGUACGGUGGUGGCAGGAGCCAGUGCCGCUAACUUUUACCGAGGUAUCAUUGGACAUUCUGGAAUCGUCAAUUACGAUGGCAACAAUGUCCAGUUUACUCCCGAACAAGCAGACAACAUCGUCUUAGUCGGACCCUCCGGAGUUGUGACCAGAGACGGAAAGAACAUGCAGCGCCUUCCUGACGAGCACAGAGCCAAGAGAGACGUUGGUUUCGUCAACAACAAGGGCAGCUUCGGCCUCUCUGGAGUAGUGAGGACUGACGGCACCAUCGAAGCCUUCUCUGCUGCGGACACUGACAACAUCGUGCUGAUUGGACCCUCUGGCGUUGUCACUAAAGACGGCCAAAACUGGCAACUCGAUGAGAACUUGCACAUCCGCCGUUCCAAGAGACACCUGAUUGGCGAAUCCGGAAUGAUCACCAGGGACGGCACUCAAAUUCAAUUCAAGGAACCUGGGGUCAAGGUCAUCCUCGAGGGCCCCUCUGGCCUUCUGUUGUCUGACGGUACCCAAGUGCAGCUCCGGUCCAAGAGAGCCACUAACGCCUUCGGCCACACCUACGGCGACUCUGGUAUCAUCACCAAGGAUGGAAAGCAGUACCAGCUACCCCAUGGAGUAUCUGUUCUGAUUGCUGGUCCAUCCGCCGCUGUUCUCUCCAACGGAGAAAUUAUCAAUUUCUAAACUGAAAGAUCAGUCCUGACUUCAAGCAGUUUCUUUUAGUUGCCUUAUCUUAUCUUCUCUUCAAAUGUAAGACAUAAUUCAAAUUCUGUACAGAUUUUUCUGUAAAUAAUGUAAAAAAUAAAGCAAUAAAAAAUUUCUCAUACAAUA
Macrobrachium nipponense is the source of this 982-nucleotide messenger RNA. RefSeq lists its product as uncharacterized. The record is from RefSeq and is a predicted model, not a curated record. The coding region runs from base 137 to 835 and encodes 232 amino acids. The transcript has 2 exons. NCBI's taxonomy places the organism in Eukaryota, Metazoa, Arthropoda, Malacostraca, Decapoda, Palaemonidae. Gene Ontology annotation, molecular function: structural constituent of cuticle.